Messenger RNA from Eublepharis macularius, 7575 nucleotides. RefSeq names its product meiosis regulator and mRNA stability factor 1 (gene MARF1). Gene Ontology annotation, molecular function: mRNA base-pairing post-transcriptional repressor activity; CCR4-NOT complex binding; RNA nuclease activity. The transcript is spliced from 27 exons. The record is from RefSeq and is a predicted model, not a curated record. Bases 125 to 5338 code for a protein of 1737 amino acids. Lineage: Eukaryota; Metazoa; Chordata; Lepidosauria; Squamata; Eublepharidae. Gene Ontology annotation, biological process: post-transcriptional gene silencing. Gene Ontology annotation, cellular component: cytoplasm; peroxisome.
GGCGACCAGGAGGAGGAGGAGGAAGCGGCGGCGGGACGCGCGCGCGCGGGGCUGGGAUGCGGAGCGGGAGAAAGAAUGAAAGGAAGGAAAUAUGUAAGAAUGUUGAACGUCAUAGGGCUGUAUAAUGGAAAGAAAUACUACGGAGGACCUCUGUACUAGAUCACUUGGAUGGCUUCAGCGGCAAGAUAAGGAUGCUAAACCAUGGCUCUGGAAAUUCUCUAAUUGUUUUUUGGCUGCAGAACAAAAUUUGCCUUCCAUUGCAAAGACGAAUGAGCCCAUGGAGAACAAGAAAGGUCCUGCGGAGUUGAAGGAUGCCUCACCUCCUCACCACUCUGGUUCCACACAGUUAGCAGCUAUCCCCCUUCCCGACGUUCACUCGCUUCAGCAAAAGCAAAUGCAACUUUCAUCUGGUUCCAAAGUAAGCUGUUGUGCUCGUGGCUCUGAUGCCGCUCCUCAGCUCCAUAGUGGUGGCGGCGCUUUGAUUCACGCUGGUGCGGUGUUGGACUCACAAGGCACUGGGACAGUCACUUGUCAAGUAGGGUCAGGGCUUGCUUAUCCGUCUCUGUCCUCACUCAAGACUGUUCCAGUUAGGAGCGGCCUGGCAGGCAUUGCAAGCGACUUGUCCGGAGUCUGCCUAGAAAAUAACAUCUCUUCCUGUCCGCACUUCCCCUACUGCGGGAAAAUCCACUUUCAGUCCUGUCAUGGUAAUGUGCAUACACGGCAUCAGUUUCCUGCCCAUCAAAGCUACACAUCUUCAGGUUACUGUUCUUGCUCUGAAUUCACAAGUGGGGCUACAGGGCUUCUGGAAGAACACAUUGCACAAUCGGAACACGCUUCUUGUGUUUGCACCACCUCACUGCAGCUAAAAGUGCCACCUUCUGUAUGUUUAAAGGGCUCUCACUACUGCAGUGAGUGUUUGAGCAAGCCAUCCAGGGAGAGUUUGGUGGAUGCAGCUAAAAUCUGGCCCAAUAUUCCACCUCCAAAUGCUCAGGCGCCAUCUGUGUCCGUCCCACUGUGUAAUGGCUGCGGAACCAAAGGGACAAGGAAAGAGAAGAGCUUACUACUGGCAAGCAGCUUUGGACAGUUGCCACAGAAAUAUGGACCUCCAGAAGUCGCCCUGGCUAGCCAAGUGCUAGAGAACCUGCCUCCAAUUGGAGUUUUUUGGGACAUUGAAAACUGCUCUGUUCCAUCAGGCCGUUCAGCUGUGGCAGUUGUACAGCGAAUCCGUGAAAAGUUUUUUAAAGGCCACCGGGAGGCAGAAUUCAUUUGUGUGUGUGACAUCAGUAAAGAGAACAAAGAAGUUAUUGAGGAGCUGAACAACUGCCAGGUGACGGUUGCACACAUCAACGCCACAGCAAAGAAUGCAGCUGAUGACAAACUCCGACAGAGUCUUAGAAGAUUUGCCGAUACACAUGCUGCACCCGCCACCGUGGUCCUUGUUUCCACUGAUGUGAACUUUGCACUAGAGCUCAGCGACCUGAGACACCGCCAUGGUUUCCACAUCAUACUGGUGCAUAAAAACCAGGCUUCUGAAGCCCUCCUGCAUCAUGCGCAUGAGCUGAUCAGAUUUGAAGAAUUUAUUUCAGAUUUGCCUCCACGAUUACCACUCAAAAAACCAGCAUGCCAUACACUGUUAUAUGUUUACAACUUGCCAACAAACCGGGAUACCAAAAGCGUCUGUUAUAGGCUCCGGCGUUUGUCAGACAACUGCGGAGGCAAAGUACUGACCAUUUCUGGCAGCAGUGCCAUCCUCCGCUUCUUAAAUCAAGACAGUGCCGAGCGUGCUCAGAAGCGAAUGGAGAACGAAGAUGUCUUCGGCAACAGGAUUGUCGUGUCAUUCGCCCCCCAAAACAAAGAACUUGCUGAAACCAAGAGCACGGCCUCAGUUGGAGCUGAAAAAGUGAAGUCUCCCAAAAAAGUGAAUAAGAAUGCAAAGCUGUGCCUCACAAACAGAGAGUCGACUGACCAGUCUUCCAACUCUAAAGGCCUUUCAGGGAAAGGCCUUCAAACGCAUGGGUCGGCUACAAAGAGCACAAGCAUCAAGAGCCUACAGGAGCUGUGUCGUAUUGAGUCGGCACUCAGUCCCAAGAUUGUAAGAAAUCCUGAAAGCCAGCAAGAUCAGUCAAGAGAGAGCAUCCCUUCACUUAGUAACUCUAAUACGGCACAUUCAGCACCUACAAAGACUGGAACAGGAGAAUCGGUUUAUAAAAACAGUCAAAAAAAGGACUCAUUUACAGCCAGAAGCGUCAGCAACUCUCCUGUAGAAAGAAAAGAGACGGAUGAUGUAUUCCAAGUCAGUUACCCAUCUGCUUUCAGUAUGCUGACAGCAUCAAGACAGCUCAGUCCUUUACUGAUGUCUCAGAGCUGCUGGUCAUCAAGGAGUGUGUCUCCAAACCUCUCAAAUAGAUCAUCACCUCUUACUUUCAAUAUCAUAAACCAGGCUGGUAAUAGUGAAGGUUCUGAUCCUUUUGCAAAUGGAACUGAUAUUCAGGUCAGCAAUUUGGACUACCGGCUGUCCAGAAAAGAGCUGCAACAGAUUUUGCAAGAAACAUUCUCUAGGCAUGGCAAGGUAAAAACUGUAGAACUCAGUCCGCACACCGAUUAUCAGCUAAAGGCUAUGGUUCAGAUGGAGAAUCUCCAAGAAGCCAUCAGCGCCGUCAACAGUCUCCACAGAUGCAAAAUUGGCAGCAAAAGGAUCCAGGUCUCGCUAGCUACAGGAACGGCCAAUAAAUCUCUGUCCUUAGUUAGUUCAGAAGCAAUAUCUAUUCUUCAAGAUGCUCCAGCUUGUUGUCUGCCUCUCUUCAAAUUCACAGCGAUCUAUGAAAAAAAGUUUGGACACAAGCUGAAUGUAUCGGACUUAUAUAAAUUAACAGACGUGGUAGUAAUCCGUGACCAAAGCAACGGGCGACUCGUCUGUCUUCUACCUAGUAGUCAAGCCAGGCAGAGUCCUUUGGGAUCUUCACAGUCUCAUGAUGGCUCCUCAGCUAACUGCAGUCCUAUCAUAUUCGAAGAGCUGGAAUAUCACGAACCCAUUUGUAAACAGCACUGCAUAAAUAAAGACUUCAGUGAGCAUGAAUUUGAUCCAGACUCCUACAAAGUUCCUUUCGUGAUUCUGUCCCUGAAGAACUUUGCACCUCAAGUUCAUAGUUUAUUGCAAACCCAUGAGGGGACAGUGCCUUUACUGAGCUUUCCUGACUGCUACGCUUCAGAGUUCAACAAUCUAGAAAUGGUGCAGGAAGGGCAGGGAGGUGUGCCUUUGGAGCACCUUAUAACCUGCGUUCCUGGUGUUAACAUCGCCACCGCACAGAAUGGCAUUAAAGUUGUGAAGUGGAUACACAACAAGCCACCGCCACCGACAGCAGAUCCUUGGCUGCUGCGUUCUAAGAGUCCUGUGGGUAACCCACAACUCAUCCAGUUCAGCAGAGAAGUGAUCGAUCUUCUGAAAAACCAGCCCUCAUGCAUCAUGCCUGUCAGCAAAUUCAUCCCAAUGUACCAUCAUCAUUUUGCAAAGCAGUGUCGUGUGACUGAUUAUGGGUACUCCAAGUUAAUGGAGUUGCUAGAAGCUGUGCCUCAUGUGUUGCAAAUUCUUGGUAUAGGCACCAAGCGUCUGUUAACUUUAACACACAGGGCCCAAGUGAAGCGAUUCACCCAGGACUUACUGAAACUUCUCAAGUCCCAAGCCAGUAAACAGGUUGUUGUGAGAGAGUUUCUUCAGGCUUAUCAUUGGUGUUUCUCAAAAGACUGGGAUGUUACUGAAUAUGGAGUAUGUGAGUUAGUUGAUCUAAUAUCAGAAAUUCCAGAUAAAACAAUCUGUCUGUCCCAACAGGAUAACGAAAUGAUCAUCUGUAUCCCCAAAAGAGAACGUACCAAGGAGGAAAUCGAGAGAACAAAACAGUUUUCAAAGGAAGUAGUUGACCUGCUGCGCCAUCAACCCUAUUUCCGCAUGCCUUUUGAUAAAUUUAUCCCUUCUUACCACCAUCACUUUGGUCGCCAAUGCAAACUUGCCUAUUACGGAUUUACCAAGCUACUUGAACUCUUUGAAGCCAUACCAGAUGUCUUACAAGUAUUAGAAUGCGGAGAAGAGAAAAUUCUCACUCUAACAGACGCAGAACAGGUGAAAGCUUUGGCAGCCCAGUUUGUUAAAUUGCUCCGCGCUCAGAAAGACAAAUGCCUUAUGAUGGCAGAUAUGCUCACCGAGUACGCAAAAACAUUUGGUUACUCAUUGCGCCUCCAAGACUACAACGUCAGCUCUGUUCCAGCUCUAAUGCAAAAACUUUGUCAUGUCGUAAAGGUGGUUGACUUGGAAUCCGGUAAACAGAUCCAGCUUAUAAAUAAAAAGUCUCUCCGGAACUUGACUGCUCAGCUUCUGGUGUUGCUGAUGACUUGGGAUGAAACCUCCUCCAUCUCUGUUGAGCACCUUAAAAGGCAUUAUGAAACGACCCACAAUAUUCCCCUCAAUCCAUGUGAAUAUGGCUUCAUGACCUUUACGGACCUUCUGAUGAGUGUGCCUUACUUCGUUGAGGUCUUAACCAACAAUGAGGUGGAAUAUGUCAAGCUUACUGACCUGUAUGUGUUCGCCAAGAAAGUGAGGUGUUUGCUUCACACUUACCAUUAUCAGCAAAUCUUUCUUCAUGAAUUCUCAACAGCAUACACAAAAUACACAGGAGAGGUGUUGCAUCCCAAAACAUAUGGCUACAAUAAUCUUGAGGAACUCUUGGGGGCAAUCCCACCGGUAGUCUGGAUAAAAGGUCAUGGGCACAAGAGAAUCGUUGUCCUUAAGAAUGAUAUGAAAACUCGUUUUAACUCACCUGGUCUUCCCGUUGCUGAUGAUGAGAACCAAGGAAGCCAACUUGCUGACCAUGAUGGGCAAGUCACAGAUGUGCCAAGUUCGAGCAAAUCUUUAGAAUUAAAAGUAGAAGCACCAAAUAAAGUUUCGAAUCGUACUGAACAAGAGCUUCUUUGCCUCACAAACACAUCUCCCAUUGAUCUAUUGUGUGAGCCGGUCCCUUCCUGCCUCCCCUCCCCACAGCUGAGGCCGGAUCCUGUCAUUCUUGAAUCGGUAGACCUCAUUCAAUUUGAAGAACGUCCAUCGAACCUGUCUGAGAUGGCGAUUUUAACAGAAGAUGAAGAGAAGGCUGUUGGUCCUUCGGAGGUUAAAGGAGAAAUAAGCCACGUCCUCCCAGCACCUAAUGCUGCAGAAAUUCCAUCAGCACCUCCCUGCCCACUGGCCGAAUCUCAUUCAAGCAAAGAAGUCAUGGACAGCCCAGCCAAAAAGCAGCAUAAAAACAGAGUAAAGUUGGCAGCAAAUUUCUCUCUCGCCCCUGUAACCAAGCUUUAAAUCUGUUGUAUUCUGAAAGGGAAAACACAUUGUUUAGAUUGCACAGGAAAUGAUGCUAUAUUGACUCCCGUUAAUAUUUUUAAUCGUAAAUCUGGAGGGUUGCUUGUGUUCACUUUGUAGCUAUUACCUUUUGGUGAGGAUUUGAUUCAUUUGCACUAAAUUCAGCUGGGCAGGUUUUUUUAUUUGAACAUCAAGAAUUUAUUAAUGUUUUGCCAUUCUUCUUUCAUUCUGCCAGCAAAAAACGAAAGUUUUGACUUGGGGAAGAAUGGACUUCAAGUUUCUGACACUUCAUCAGUGAUAUAAUCCUGCAUCUGGCAUCCUCUAAGGCUGUUUCUGAUUUAACGUUUCUUUCCAGACAGUAUUAAUCCAGUGCACAAUCAGUUUUGCAAAAAGCCAGUCAGAUUUUUUUUUUAAAUCACUGUUAAGAGUAGAAUAAAACCUGCAGUGGGGCCUUUGGGGUUGAAUCUAUUAGGGCGAAACUUGCAAUAUUUCCAGUGACUCAUAAUUGACUCUUGUUGGAAGGUGACUGUGGGAGAUUAUGUUGGUUUAUUGCAGAGAAAAAUCCCCCCACCCACCCACCCCCCACCCUGCUUUUUAAAAUGCCUUCAGUAACAUGCUCUGGUUCUGUUAAGGAAUUUUGUAGGAAGUUGAGGAUAUUUUAAGCUUCCCUUUUAUGAGUUCUCUGGAUUGAUGUUGAUCUGAUGGGUUAAGAGAGAGAGUGAGUGAGACUUGGUGUUGUACAUUCUGAAGAUGCUGCUUGUUGCAUCUAUUGAUAAGAUAACUGGGGAGUGUUUUGAUAAUAUUUCAAAAAUAUGCAUUAAAUGCAUAAAUUACAAAUUGCAACAAGGAGGAUGGAAGGAGCUUUUUAAGAUUUGAAGGGUAGCGAUGCUACUUCCACAUGCACAGAGAUGUGAGCCGUACGUGGAAACGCCAAGGUUAUGAUGCCUAACCUUGUUUUUUUCUAGUUUUUUAACAUAUAGUGAAUGGGAAGCUUAAUUUGAGUUGCUAUGUUUUUUAACUGUGUCUGGGUUUUUAUUCUAAAGUUUGCUUCUAGUGUUGCUUCUUUUUUCUUUAUAGUGGUGGUGUUGUUGGCUUUUAGAAAGGUCAGCCUUUGUAGAAAGAGGCAAGUCAGUGGAGUCCUUUUACCUUCUUCUUACUUAGAGAGAGAGCUAAAACGUCUUCUGACCAAAGCUUUUUAUACCCACGUUGGGUAAACUUGGCAUUUACAAUGGGUUGUAUUUGCCAGGCAAGGAUUCUUGUUGCUUGUAAACCAGAAAGAACCUCUACCAAAGGUUUCCACUGGCUGAAAGGGUUUUUUGUAAGGGAAGGUAAUAAUUAUAUUUUGUAAUGUAAUGUAUAAGAAAGAUGCAAAGUGGGCUUGGAUUUCAUAGCCAGCAACUGAAAAAAAAUGCCACUCAAAUGGCUAUAGACAGCUUUUUAACAAAAAUAGGGUAUUGUUAAAAAAAGAAGAAACAAACUUUUUUUAAAAAGCCGAGUAUUAACAAUACUGGAUGUUUAUAGCCAUUAUGAAUGUAAAAGAAACACUGGAAGCAUUUUUCUUUUCCUAAGAUCAUGGCAAGGCACAGUGUGUUUCAGGUCCUUACAUUUCCUCGGUAGGGAAGGAGUUUAUAGGAACAGAUGCUUUUUUAGAAUUUCUUUUAACCAUUUAAUUGUAACAUCUUUCCACCACCUUUUACAGGCCACAUGAAACAAAUGACCUCAUCAACUUGGGGGGGGGGGUUGUCAUGUGCGCAGAGACAGUCAUUGCUUUGAGUCACCUAAAACACUUUAUUAGACCCAACUUUUGGUGAAAGGAUUAAUAAUGCUGUUGAAUACAGAUUUAUGCUAUCUGUAGAGGAUGAAAACUUCCUGGAUUCAUGUGUAAUUCCGAUCUGAAUCACUCAUUUGAAUGUUGUAGGAUUUUGUUUUUCAUAGUGUCAGACCAGUGAAUUCAGUUGACGUCUUGCUGGAAUAAUGGACUUAACUGAUCUGGGAGCGGGGGGUGGAAUUAAGAAAAUGAAAUUCUUUAAUUUACAGUGUACUGAUUUUGAUUCUUGAAAUCACUGAAGCCCUUGACUUAUGCACACACACAUAUGCACACUGGGUGGAAUAGGAUAGGAGAAAACGUCCAUCUUCCACCUUGAUUUUCUACUUUUAUUUGGACAACUUUCUUGUGUUUCUAGUGCUGUUUUGUGUGUUGGGACCAACCAGUUAUCAAUAAAACUUUCAAGCAAGCA